GCAGUUCCCCCCGUGAAGCUUUGCGAUACUGUCGCGUCCCGUCGGCUCCGAGCCGUAAAAAGCGGCGCGGUGGCCCCGGCGGCGGAGGUGGCCGCGGUGCGGUGCGGUGCGAUGGCGGACAUAGAAGACCUCUUCGGCAGCGACGCGGACAGCGACGCGGAGCGCAAAGACUCUGAUUCUGGAUCCGGGUCUGAGUCUGACUCUGAUCAGGAGAAUGCGGCGUCGGGCAGUAACGCUUCUGGAAGUGAAAGUGACCAGGAUGACGCAGGUGACUCGGGGCAGCCGAGUAACAAGGAGCUAUUUGGUGACGACAGUGAGGAUGAGGGGGCGUCUCGACACAGUGGCAGCGAGAAUCCUUCUGAGCGAUCCGACAACAGAUCAGAGGCCUCUGAGCGCUCCGACCGGGAGGACAACGAUGGCUCUGAUGUGGACCAGCACAGCGGCUCAGACGGCCAGCAGGAGGAUGAGGACGAGGACGAGGACGAGGGCCGCAGGUCUGAAGGUGGGAGCCACCGCUCAGAGGCAGACGGCUCGGAGAAGGCUCAUUCAGAUGAUGACAAGUGGGGCAGAGAGGACAAGAGCGACCAGUCUGAUGAUGACGACGACGAGAAGAUGCAGAACUCGGACGAGGAGGAGCGGGCCCAGGCAUCCGACGAGGACAAGCUACCCAACUCGGACGACGAGAAGAUGCAGAACUCAGACGACGACGAGCGGCCCGCGCUGUCGGAGGAGGAGAAGGCCAACUCGGAUGAGGAGCAGCCAGCAGCAUCUGACAAUGAGGACGGGAAGCAGAACUCUGAUGAUGACGAGCGGCCACAGGGCUCCGACGAGGACAAAGCACAGAUCUCCGACGAUGAGCGCCCACAGGCCUCGGACGAGGACCAUAGGCCGUCGGACGAUGAGGAGGAGCAGGACCACAAGUCAGAAUCCGCAAGAGGCAGCGAUAGUGAAGACGAAGUCUUACGGAUGAAACGCAAGAAUGCGAUUGCAUCGGAUUCCGAAGCAGACAGCGACGCUGAGCUGCCCAAAGACAACAGCGGCACCAUGGACCUGUUCGGAGGUGCAGAUGACAUUUCUUCUGGGAGUGAUGGGGAGGACAAGCCGCCCACACCGGGGCAGCCUGUGGAUGAGAAUGGAUUGCCUCAGGACCAGCAGGAGGAGGAGCCCAUUCCUGAGACCAGAAUAGAAGUGGAAAUCCCCAAAGUCAACACUGACUUAGGAAAUGACCUGUAUUUUGUCAAACUGCCCAACUUCCUCAGUGUGGAGCCCAGGCCUUUUGAUCCUCAGUACUAUGAAGAUGAAUUUGAGGAUGAGGAAAUGCUGGAUGAAGAAGGCAGAACCAGGUUAAAAUUAAAGGUAGAAAACACUAUCCGAUGGCGGACUCGCCGCGAUGAGGAGGGAAAUGAAAUUAAGGAGAGCAACGCUCGUAUCGUCAAGUGGUCAGACGGCAGCAUGUCUCUGCAUCUGGGCAACGAGGUCUUCGAUGUGUACAAGGCCCCGCUGCAGGGCGACCACAACCACCUCUUCAUCCGGCAGGGCACCGGCCUGCAGGGACAGGCAGUCUUCAAGACGAAGCUAACCUUCAGACCUCACUCCACAGACAGCGCCACGCACCGGAAGAUGACGUUGUCACUUGCGGACAGAUGCUCAAAGACACAGAAGAUUAGGAUCUUGCCAAUGGCUGGCCGCGACCCCGAGUGCCAGCGCACAGAGAUGAUCAAGAAGGAGGAGGAGCGCCUGCGCGCGUCCAUCCGCCGGGAGUCGCAGCAGCGCCGCAUGCGGGAGAAGCAGCACCAGCGUGGGCUGAGCGCCAGCUACCUGGAGCCCGACCGCUACGACGAGGAGGAGGAGGGUGAGGAGUCCAUCAGUCUGGCUGCCAUCAAGAACCGCUACAAAGGCGGCAUCCGCGAGGAGCGCGCCAGGAUCUACUCCUCAGACAGCGAUGAGGGCUCGGAGGAGGACAAGGCACAGCGGUUGCUCAAGGCCAAGAAACUCAACAGCGAUGAGGAAGGCGAGCCGUCUGGAAAGAGGAAGGCAGAAGACGAUGACAAGGCUGGUAAGAAGCACAAGAAGUAUGUGAUCAGCGAUGAGGAGGAGGAGGAGGACUAGUGCGGGGGGGCUUUAUGUAUGGAUUGUACAGUUUGCUGUAUAAACAUGUAAACAUGAGCUGUUUUGAUUUAAAUGAAUUGAUCUGCAUUUGUGUAAUUUUAAUUGUAAUAAAAAACCUUGAAGGGCA
Heterocephalus glaber (naked mole-rat) is the source of this 2236-nucleotide messenger RNA. RefSeq names its product LEO1 component of Paf1/RNA polymerase II complex (gene Leo1). NCBI's taxonomy places the organism in Eukaryota, Metazoa, Chordata, Mammalia, Rodentia, Bathyergidae. Gene Ontology annotation, cellular component: nucleus; Cdc73/Paf1 complex. The record is from RefSeq and is a predicted model, not a curated record. Gene Ontology annotation, molecular function: RNA polymerase II C-terminal domain phosphoserine binding. Gene Ontology annotation, biological process: transcription elongation by RNA polymerase II; positive regulation of transcription elongation by RNA polymerase II.